Molecule: messenger RNA, 1215 nt
Organism: Lactuca virosa
Lineage: Eukaryota; Viridiplantae; Streptophyta; Magnoliopsida; Asterales; Asteraceae
Source: the annotation of a GenBank genome assembly
AUGAACGCGCGUGUCCAGACUAUUUCUCUUAUCACAAAAUUACAGGGACCAUUAUUUAGGGCUCUCUGUAACAUUCGCUACCUCACCUCACCUCCUAUCGGCGACCUCAACUCAUCUCUUUCCACCGGCGACCUCGGCUCAUCUCUUUCCACCGGCGACAUCGACUCAUCUCUUUUUACCGGCGACCUCGGGCUCACAUCACCGAAGACUGCAACGACUGCUCAAAUUUACAAGCCCUGGGUACGAUUAAGCAAGGCAACUAGCUUAGAACGAACAUUUGCCCAUGGUUGGAUAGGAUAUGGGAAUGCUUAUGUAGCCAAAGAAGAAGGUGAUCAAGCUAUGUCUGGUUAUCGAACUGCUGCACGUUUAUUUCCUGGGUCAUCUGCAGGUCAACCUCCUCAUGCCUUGGUUACUUUUGGUUUUGGUGGGAAGUUGAUUGUGAUGAAGGAUACAAGUGGUGGGCCAAUUUCUGUUCUUAACAUGGCUGAAAUUGUGACCGGAGGUGGUGACAUGGCAACCGGUGGGACCCGCAUAUGUGGUUACUUUCACACUCUUUGCCGCCAAUCAUUUCCGGGCCCACUUGCUGGUGGAAAUGUUGGUGGUAAAGAGCUGAAUACAUGGAUUGAUGAGAGAAUCACACAGUCACACCCUCCUGCUGACAUGGAAUUUAAAAAAGAUCAAGUUUUAAAGCUUCUACUUUCUUUACUCAAACUAGCUUCACAACAUUACGGGAAAUUACGUUCUCCUUUUGGCACCGAUACUACAUCGAAGGAAAACGAUGCCCCAGAUGUAGUGGUUGCUAGACUAUUUGCAUCUGCAAAGAAAGACACUUCUCAAUAUGGCGAUUAUGGAGCUUUCGCUAACUGCUUGCAACAGUUGCCACCAGAAGGACAAAUUCGGGCAAAUGCUGCUGAAGUCCAAUCUCUUCUAGUUUAUGCACAACUUGGUGAUCAGUUCUAUGUGCGUUGUGUUAGGAAGAUGGGUGUUCAUCAGCUAGUAGCAGGGUCACCUUUAAGGACAUUAUGUCUACUUAUUGCUGUAAAUAUAUCACAGCAUAUUGUGUUGAGGUUAUUCUUACACUUUUUGCAUUCAAGUGUGUCUCCAUCAGCUAUUAAACAGUACUAUAGAAGAAGAGGGCCCUGCUGUGUUUACAGGCGACACAAUGUUUGUUGCUGGUUGUGGCAGUUUUUGAGGGGAAGCAGGACAGAUGCAUGA